This is a messenger RNA of Boleophthalmus pectinirostris (great blue-spotted mudskipper), 2652 nucleotides long. RefSeq names its product ankyrin repeat and SOCS box protein 12-like. Bases 174 to 1088 code for a protein of 304 amino acids. Lineage: Eukaryota; Metazoa; Chordata; Actinopteri; Gobiiformes; Gobiidae. Gene Ontology annotation, biological process: intracellular signal transduction; positive regulation of transcription by RNA polymerase II. Gene Ontology annotation, molecular function: transcription cis-regulatory region binding; protein binding. The transcript has 3 exons. The record is from RefSeq and is a predicted model, not a curated record. Gene Ontology annotation, cellular component: nucleus.
CACAUUGCAGAAGAAAACGGGAAGACAGCCGUACACGACAGAAGACAUUUUCCUGAUUUCCAAUUGAUUUUACUUGUCCAAAUGUCUUUCUAUAAUCUCCCGGGCUUUUCUUUACGACUAAGUGGUUGUAGGGUGAACACGGCGCGGCACAGAGGGACAGCAUCGCGCGUUCUAUGUUCCGCUUAAGAACCCCAGAAGAAGAAGAACACUGCGAACAGAUCUGCGCGCUCCGACAGGCGGCACUCCAGGACGAUGCCCAGCUCCUGGACGCCAUGCUGUGCCAGGAAAUCUACCGGAAGGUCAUCAACUGCAGGGGGGGCUGGGGUGUGUCGGCCACGCCCCUCCACGCCGCCGCCUCUAAGGGCCACACAGGCUGCGUGCGCGUCCUGCUAGCUCAUGGCGCCCGCGUGGACAGCCUGGACGUCAAAGCCCAGACCCCCCUGUUCACAGCUGCCCGCGGGAAGCACCUCCACUGCCUCUUAGCCCUGCUCCGUGCUAGUGCUGAUCCGAAUGGGAGCAGCCAUAACCUCUCCUCCCCGGUGCUCACGGCUGCACGAGAAGGUGAUGUGGAUGUACUGAGGAUUUUGCUAAAAUACGGCGCUGAAGUGAACGACCGAUCCAAAGUGGUGAUUCUGAGCUCGAUGGUGAAAGUUUCGAGCGGGCCUUUGUAUCUGGCAGCAGUGUACGGGCACAUUGACUGUUUCAAGUUGUUGUUGCUGUACGGAGCCGAUCCGGAUUAUAACUGUAUAGAUGCACUGGUGUUGGGACUGAUGAAGCAGCCUAAGACGGUGCUGGAAAUGUGUUUGCGUCAUGGGUGCGGGGUGGAGUACAUUCAGCUGCUCAUAGACUUCGGAGCCAACGUGUACCUGCCCACACUCAUCAUCGAGAAGUCCACCAAACAGAACGAGGCCGUGGAGCUGCUGCUGAGAGAGAGAGGAACCCCCAAAACCCUGAUGUCACAGUGCAGACUGGCCCUCCGCAGACACCUCCGCAAGAUCAAUAAGAUCCACUGUAUCGACCAGCUGGACCUGCCCACCAGCAUCAUCCAAUAUCUCCAACACAAGCCACCACCAUUCUAUGUGCUAUGAGUCUUACACUGAGAGAGAAGCAAGGAACUCAGAUAUGUACUGUUCAUAUCUGACCCACAAUGAACUGAGAGCGGACAGACAGGUGUAGUAAUUGCACUGAUACACAGAGGUGGGUGAAGUAGCCUAAAGAUGUUCACAGAUAAAAAUAGUUGUCACACCUUAAUCUCAGAAGCUAAACAGGGCAGGGUCUGGUUACUACUUGGAUGGGAGACUGCUGGGAAUAUCAGGAGCCACAGUGGAUGCCUGUUGUGUCAUUAGGCAAGAAGUGUUGGUGGUGAUCCGCAUAUUGGCAGCCUCACUUCCGUCAGUCUACCCCAGGGCAGCUGUGUCUAUAAUAGUAUCUUACCAACAUUUAAUGUGGAGUGAUUGAAUAAUGCGCAAUUUUUUAAGGAACUUUUAAGUGUCUGGAAAAGCACUAUAUAAAACAAAUGCAUUAUUGUUAAUAAAUAAGAAUACAGUUAUUGGUAAAUACUGUAAUAUUACUCAAGUGUAGGUGGAAGAUGUACUGAAAAAUUUAUAAUAGCACAAUUGUUGAGUAUUGUCUAUAAAUAAAACAAUUAGAAAUAACAGCAAAAAGAUUAAAAAGUCAAAUGAGCAGAAAUACCACUUUUUACAUUACACUAGAGGUUUCUGUUCUUUUUUGAUUACAUCUCUGCUCCAUUUUAGUUUUGUGCGAAAUUUGCACAUCACUCAGAAUUUUUACAGGUGCAUUUGAGCACAUUCUGCAUUGUCAUCUGAAUCUCUAUUGAGAUACCGCAAAAAAAUUGCUACUGUACUUCUACUUGAGUAGAGGUGGUACUGACAAAGUCGUUGUCCAAGAAAUUACUCAAGUAAGAGUAAAAAGUAUUUUGGGAAAGAACUAGUCAAAUAAGAGUAACGGAAAGAGUAAUUGUCAGGGCAUUUCAUCUUUAUAAUUUGAUGCUAAUGCCAUUGGAAGGAUAGAACAUUGAAUAAACUAAACAAAGAACAGACAGAAAAAUGCUUUUGUCACUUGUAGACUUACUCAUAGUGGGAAGAGUAACCAAAACUUUAUUCAAAAAAAGAGUACUGAUACUGACGGAUGUAUUACUUAAGUAGGACUAAAAGUAUGGUGUUUGAAAACUAGAAAAGUAAUUUUAUUAAAUAGUACUCAGUUAAAAUUUGAUUACUAUCUCUGCUGAUAUAAUUGCCCCCCAACUAAUCCUUCUAUUGCUGUCAAAUCUGAACUAAAAUGACUAGAUGACUGUUGAGGGCUCCGUAUGUCACAUAAUUGUGAAGCUCAUAGAAAUGAAUGUCAGAUCAUUCAGUUGUUUAUUUUAAUAUAAAUAGUUGACAUGAAAUUUGGCAUGUACUGGAAAAGCUGAGUUGUAUUACAUUGGAAAUUUGUAAAAACAGCAUUCAAAAUGUAAUUCUACAAACUGACCUGCAGGUGGCAGAAGAGUCAAGACCAUGUAAAGGUUAGAAACGAUGGACUCAGUGGACGUAUGGACAUACUGUAAUUUUUUUUUUUCUCUCUCUCUUCUCAUAGUGUAAUAAAUGAGAAUAUCUUAAUUUAAUUUUCUGUAUUAAACAAAAUGAAACAACC